Molecule: messenger RNA, 615 nt
Organism: Arctia plantaginis
Lineage: Eukaryota; Metazoa; Arthropoda; Insecta; Lepidoptera; Erebidae
Source: the annotation of a GenBank genome assembly
AUGGAAGUGCUCACAAGGCCGAAGUCACCGACUCGGCUAGAAGCGAUCACUAAGAAUUAUACCAAUCCACCUCAGUACAGUAAUAAUGUGCUCAUAGGAAAUUGGGUUGAAAAUAGAAUCGAAUGCCCCAAAGCUGGUACUUUCUAUUUUCCACCAAAAGAGCAUAUAGAUUAUGAAAAAUUAAGACCAGAAUCAAGAAGGAAUGACUACAGAAGUAAUAAACUAAACAGUAGUCAGGGUAACGUUCCGUCAGUGAUUCAUCACGACAGUCAUGACGGGUGUCCCAACUACGCCACUAUUAAUGACCUAGUUUACAACCAUUUGCCGAAACCGUUGUGCGGCCCUAUACAGCGGUAUUACAAAAGAGCCCCGCAUCAGUUCUACCCGCAACCGGAUCUUAUGAAAUGUUUUGGUAAUGUCACCGAGUGGGGCUUGAGAACAGCAUUGAAAUACGAGUGGAAGUGCACUGACGUGUCGGACUAUCAAUCAAGCCUGUAUGAAGACACGUACGUGCCGCCACGCCCCCAUCAGUACCUGCAGCGUAAUGAGAGGAGAGCAAGGAAUUCGAGUUUCACAAAAAGUUUCAAUUUUAAGAUGACAAAAUCAAAAAAAUGA